AUGAAGUCCGAGAACGAUGCAGCUGCGGAUGCCAAAUGUGCCAAGAAGAAGGAAGCAGUGCCAGUAAAGCAGUCUGCUCGUGCCACGGCAAACGACAAGCCGGCCCUCGUUAAAAUAGCCAAGUCAAGUGCCAAGUUGAUCCCCCGUUCUGUCACGCCGCCUGUUGCUGGUCCAUCGAUCCCCCGUUCUGUCACGCCACCUGUUGCUAGCCCGUCGAUUUCUGGUACCGUCAUGCUGCCUGUUGCUGGCCCGUCGAAUGAUCGCACUAUGGAUGCAAGGAGCGAGGCAGCAGAUGUAAUGAUGCUUCUUCAUCUGUCGUCGUGCAUAUCCCACGUAAAAAAUUGCAAUUGCUUUGUUAUCGAUCCUUAUACAUGCCCAUACAUGCCUGCCAUAUUCGGCGAAAUUCGUUACGCUGCCGCAAAGCUCAAACGCGGACGACAAUCAUCACCGUCCAUCGAGAUUCUCUCCGACAAAGAACACAAACCACCCGUCAAAAAAUUGAAAGUAGGCAUCAUGGUGAAACAGGAAGACUUAGUAACAGAUGUCCAAGCACGGACUCGGAGUGUUGUUGACGCAGCCUCACAGCCGAAGAAACAAAGUUCUAAUGCAGAUAUUGAUGAGCUCCCCAAUGUUAUUCGACAGCUGUCUCUGGUGCCGCAGACCCCACAACAGAACACUUCCACUGGCUCUUUUUCCACCACACCGGCUGGGUCACACUUCGGCACUACUGAUUUACUUUCGACGCAGUUUCGUUUUCCCGGCGUUCAACUUCGUCGUAUUGCCAUGCCGCCUGACUUUGUAGAGCCCCAACCAUCUGAUAUCAUCUUGCGUGGUAUCCGGGACCCUGAUAGCCCAUCUGCCCCCCCUCGUAUUAAUCCUUGGCUCGAAGAUUAUUUUAUUGGCGACGUGGAUAUCACCAUCUAA
Messenger RNA from Suillus subalutaceus, 924 nucleotides. RefSeq lists its product as uncharacterized. The record is from RefSeq and is a predicted model, not a curated record. The coding region runs from base 1 to 924 and encodes 307 amino acids. NCBI's taxonomy places the organism in Eukaryota, Fungi, Basidiomycota, Agaricomycetes, Boletales, Suillaceae. The transcript has 6 exons.